Messenger RNA from Candidozyma pseudohaemuli, 1395 nucleotides. RefSeq lists its product as uncharacterized. Lineage: Eukaryota; Fungi; Ascomycota; Pichiomycetes; Serinales; Metschnikowiaceae. Gene Ontology annotation, molecular function: antiporter activity; phosphoenolpyruvate transmembrane transporter activity. The record is from RefSeq and is a predicted model, not a curated record. Gene Ontology annotation, cellular component: endoplasmic reticulum; Golgi apparatus. The coding region runs from base 1 to 1395 and encodes 464 amino acids. The transcript has a single exon. Gene Ontology annotation, biological process: phosphoenolpyruvate transmembrane import into Golgi lumen.
AUGGCCAUUUCACACUGGCUUCCUCCCUUUUCCAUGCAAACGUUGCUCAUUUGCGUGCUUUGGUACCUGGUGCUGUCCUUCACUUCUCAGGUGACGAAGGUUAUCAUGGUGGAGUUGCCGUACCCGCUAUUCCUUUCACAGUUCCAGUUCUUCCUCGGGGCGCUUCUAUCGGUGCUGAUGAUCCAGAUAUCUCGAAAGUUCUCCCGUUUCCACCUCAUCUUCCCCACAGGCACGGUGCCCCUGGACGGAUCAAGUGCCGUGUUUGACAAACGCAUAUUCAUCAAGGUGCUCCCAUUGGGCGUGUUCCAGUUCACGGCAAAGUACUUUUCGCUCUGUGCCACGCUGUUGAUCCCCGUGGCCACCGUGGCCAGCGUCAAGGCCCUCUCGCCUUUGCUCAUUGUUGCUGGUUACCGCUGUUUCUACAAGGUCCACUUCCCCGUUCUCACAUACCUCCUGUUGGUGCCGCUUCUUAUCGGCGUCAUCAUGAUCAUCAUGGCAGAUGCUGGCUUCUCUGCUCUGGCGUCGUUUGGUCCAGUUUUGAACGAGGCUCACGUCAAAGGAUUGCUCUUUUGCGUCUUUAGCACCGUGAUCAUGGCUACCCAGCAAAUCUACGGCAAAGAACUCAUUACCUGGGAUACCGGCGUGAUCGCCAAUCCCGCAUCCUUGGUCUUGAACACCGACAGAUCCCGUGCGGUGACGCCGGAAUUCGGCCCAUACCCUUCACCAAAGCACGAAAGCACCUCCAACGACUUCCUCCUGCCCCUGUCCAUCUUCAACAAAAGAAAAGAUACCCUCAGACUCCCGUACUCUGUGUCAGACUUGUCGCUUGAUGAGAAAAACGAGUGUCUCCAGAACAGAGCCCAACAUUACGACAUGGAGGUCCAGGAAGGAAACAGCGCUACUAAUCCAUUCUCAGCGCUUGCAUCUGCUGUCAAGGGUGUCGGCAAGCCCGACAAGUUCACCGUCAUCUUUUACAUCUCCCUCAUUGGCUUUUCCUUCUCCUUUAGCGGCUUUUGUGCCCGCGAGGCCGUCAGCUUAUACAAGGACUUGUCGGAACCCAUGCAUUUCGAAGGAGCGCCCGAUGAACACCACGACUUGGGCCGCAUGUUCGUGUUGAUACUCAUGAGCAGCUUGUCGCAUUUCUGCCAAACGGUAUUGGCAUUUGUAUUACUAGGAUCGGUGCCGGCAUUAUCCUACUCCAUUGCAUCGAUGAUGAAGCGUAUUGUGAUCAUUGUUGUCAGUAUAAUCUUUGCCUCGAGGCUCCUGGCGGGCACGGAGAAUCUCUGGUUUGGUGCCUUGACGGGCAUUCAAAUCCAAGGUCUUUUGUUAAUUGGGCUUGGGCUCUACUUCUACGACCGCUGGGGCUCUCGAAGCCUCAAAGAAAACCGGGUCUAA